Molecule: messenger RNA, 1710 nt
Organism: Klebsormidium nitens
Lineage: Eukaryota; Viridiplantae; Streptophyta; Klebsormidiophyceae; Klebsormidiales; Klebsormidiaceae
Source: the annotation of a GenBank genome assembly
CAGAAGUUGCUCCCGCAAAGCUUCCGACCGUGCCUCCUCCUCCCUCGAUCUCUUCACUCUUUGUCCAGAGUGAAGCUGUGCAAGGAAAAGCGCAUCCGCCAUCCUUGGAAAAGGUCAUAGGAGAGCGACAGCUUGUGGUUUGCGGCAAGGGACUCUUUGUGUCUGCGGGAAAUCGCCCCAAAAAGUGGAGAGGUCAAAGUGAGCAACCUGAAAAAGGUUGAGGAAAGCUGUCUUGCUUGCUCAGAUCUAGGAGUUUAAAGGUUUCUGUAGGGUACAGAGCAUAGAAACCUUGACCUCUUAGGGAGAGAUAGGUAGCAGCUAAGAGGGAGUGUGCAAAGCGCUGACAGGAAGCGGUAACCAACUUGGGCGCAGCUGGCAUGGCGUCUUGUCAGGGCUUGUGCGUCAGGGGUGUGUUGGAGGCACCGCUGUGUGCACCGUCCACCUCGCAGAGCAGUCAGUCGUCGCACUUACCUAGCAAGCAGCUUGCAAGCUCUCCGUUCUUUGGAAGAGGUUUCCAGGUUUUGAAUCAGAGUCAUACCCAAGGUAAGAGUCUGCAUCAAUCAUGCAGCAGAGCUCCAGGCAUGAAGAGUUGCAUGGCUUCUGGUGCUGUCCAGACCUCCCAGGACUCGAAAGUUUCUGAGUACAACGAGAACAUGAAGCGCGCCAUGGCGAAUCCAUACGAGUAUCACCAUGAGAUGGGCAUGUACUACACAAGGAUCACACCGAACCUCAUUGUUGGCUCGCAGCCUCAGACCCCUGAGGAUGUAGAGAGAUUGUUCCAUCAGGAGGGCAUCACAGCAAUUGUCAACCUGCAGCAGGACCAUGACAUUGCUUAUUGGCAUGUGGAUCUACACCCCAUUAUGAAGCGUUGCGAGGAGCUCGGGGUGGUCCACAUCCGCAGGCCCGCUCGUGACUUUGACCCCAACAGUCUCAGACAGGAGCUCCCUAGGAUGGUUGCUGCGAUUGACAGGCUGACCUGCGAGGGCAGGAAUGUGUAUCUGCACUGCACAGCGGGGCUUGGCAGGGCGCCCGGGUGUGCCAUUGCAUAUCUAUUCUGGUUCCAGCGGAUGACGAUGGAGGAAGCUUACGAGUUUUUAACGUCAAAGCGACCUUGUGGGCCCAAGAAGGACGCUAUCCGAGCAGCCACCUUUGACCUUGUGAAAGGAGACUUUCACUGGGAAAGGUUUGAACACCUUCCUGCUGAUGCGUUCAACAACGUGGCCCCGUGGGAGCGGGAUUUGAUCCAGGACAAGGUCCGGAAUUUGUAUCAGUAAUUGAGUGAAUGCUUGAAUCCAGAGGCUGACUACUGGAUUGUUUUGGAAUCCUUCCUCCACUUGGGACUUGGGACUCACGGUAAUGUAGUUGUACAUUGUUAGGUUAACAAUCUCGCUCGGCCCUGGGGUUGCAAUUGUGGCAUUUGUUGAAUUGAGGUGAGCACGAGAGGAAGGAGUAUGAUAUACACUGAUUUUUGUACUGCAGUAGGUAGUUGAUUCAUUUGGCGUCAAAUAAUACCAACUUUGGAUUGAGUACUGAUAUUCCCGGGGUACAUUGCUCUGCAGUGAUAUUGAACCAUUCUUUGAGUAGGUCUAGCUUUGGUAAUAAUACCUGAGACGAUUUUGACAAACGCAUAAAUUGUGCUACAAUUCUCAGAAAUCUAUAACCUAUCCUUGAAAGGUUGUUUUCUCCAGCCUUCAACAUCUGAAUGCACCU